AUGAAGACAUCUGCAACAAUGAAAUCUUCCAAUGUUUCAACUAGUUUUUUGAAUCGUGAAGCUUCUGAUGAUAUUCAAAAGGAAUCAGUGAUAUUCCGUCCAACUCGUCACGUCGACAAUCAGUGCUACUGUUAUUCGAACCGAUCGGAUUGUACGACAUGUUCAACAUUGUGCACAGAUGAUAGUGAUGUAUUCGUUCUAACUUCGUCCGAAUCUAGAUCUGCAGCCGGUUCUUCAUCGGAAGAUGGCUCAUCGUUGGAGAUUAAUGAUUUACGCGAGAAAGUCAGCGAUUCUGAAUUGAAUGCUUCCCAGGUUUCAAGCGAGAGUUCAGAAGUUUCCGAUCUGGAACCUCGAGACUUUGACAAGCUUCUUCAAAUAUUGGACAAAAAAGCAAACGAAUUCGAAGAAGUCUUCCGCGAUGAUUCUGAAUCUUUCGGAAAGUUGAUGACAAUGCAUGGUUUCCAGAGAGCUGUGAUUGACGACGAACUCAAAAAGAUUGUAUCCAAUUUCACCGAUGAAACACUCGAACUCAUAGAUAAAAGUGAGAACUUCGAAGGCGAGUUUCCCGAGCUCGAUUUCACAGAAAUGUUGAAAGAAAACUGCGUCAAGAAGCAUGCGAAGCUCAGAGAGCUGUACUUGACAAGAUUGAUGGACGAGGAUUUGAUGAAAUCCAAUGUUAUCAUGAUUCAAGAAACAAAGGAACGGCUGGAGCGGUUCAACCAAUUGCUUGUGUCCAAAUGUUCCGAAUCCUCGGAAUUUUCAGAAUUGGACAUGGACAAGAUAUUGGAUGAUGUCUCAACAGCUUGCUCAUUCUGUAAGUAG
Messenger RNA from Caenorhabditis remanei, 822 nucleotides. RefSeq lists its product as uncharacterized. Bases 1 to 822 code for a protein of 273 amino acids. NCBI's taxonomy places the organism in Eukaryota, Metazoa, Nematoda, Chromadorea, Rhabditida, Rhabditidae. The record is from RefSeq and is a predicted model, not a curated record. The transcript has 6 exons.